AUGGAGUAUGGAGGGAAUAAGUCUCACGGCAAGAGGAUGAUGGCUACCGAUAAGGCGAGGGCACAUAAGACCCUCCUCCUCCUCCUCCUCCUCCUCCUCUUCCUCCUCGGGAUCGCCUGCUGGCUCCAUGGCCAGGGCCAGGGUCAGGUUCAUGCGGAGCUCGGCGAGCUCGAUGAAAUGAUCGACGACGAUGACAACGACGACGACAGGUUCGUCGGCUACUUGGCAUGGAGCCCUCAGCAUGUCGCCAACGCCAUGAACGAGGCCCAGUCCACCAUGCAGCACAUCGUCCGAGAUUGGAAGAGCAACUACUCGUCCAAUUCAACCGUGCAGGAGGGGCUGUGGCGGACUAUGCACAGCCUGCAAGAGGCGUUUGCUCCCAAUGGCACCUUGAAGCAUGCGGCGAGCGACGCUAUCUUGAUCCUCAGGGGAACUAGGAGGGAGAGAAUGGCAGCAGACUGGAAUGGAUCUUUUGCUAAGAGCUCGAUCCUUCGGGAUCUAUCGAAGAUCAAGUCCAAGUCGGAGAUGCUGGCCAGACAGGCCGCGGGCGAGGAGGAGGAGCAGGCGGCGAAGAUUGCGCGGCUGUUUCACAGUGUUUCGAAGUCGAGGAGCAGGAUGAAGCAACUUCUCGAGGAGGCGGAGAGUAUCUCCCGGAACUAUGCGAGGAACGCAGACAAGGUCAGAGGAAGGAUGGGAGAAUUAUCGCAGACUUUCGGUCGAGUAGCGGUCAAGGACAUCAACAAGGUUGAGGUGAAAGAGAUUCUGCAAGGGCUUCCAAAGAACUUGCGAGUAAGGAGCUCUGGAGUCUUGCGAGAAGUGGAGAAGGAAGAGGAAAAGCUGCAGGAAGUGAAGAAGUUGAACGCGAAGAUGGUGGCGUCGUUGAGACAACAAGUGGAGCAUCUGAAGGAGAAGGGGGAGGACUUGCAGGCUGAUGAUGCCACGUCAAUGGGUCGCAUUGCCAGCCUUGACUCCACGGUGCAAAGAUACUUGGACAAGAACAAAAUGUUUAUCAACGAGACAGUCAGCUCCGAUGACCGAGACGUGCAGGCAGUAGCCAAGCAGGAGGACAAGGAUGCAGAGCAGCUUGCAGCGCUUGUGGAUCCUUGCGUGAAGGAGCGGCAGGGGUGGCGAGAGAUGAAACGAUUGUUGUCCGAGCUGGAGGACAAGCUGAAGGCGCAACAGAACUUGACGAGACACGAGGAGGAGGACGUGGAGGAGGCAGAGAAGAAGUUGUUGGCCGCUGAAGCGCACUUUCGGCUCAGCUCAUGGCAGGUGGGUGGAGAGAAAGGUGAUGAGCAGAAGGAGGAGUCUGGCAGCCUGCUGGAGGAGCUGGUGAAGAAGCUGGAAGUGAGCAGGAAGACAACGGCGCUGCUCGUCAUCAAGCAGGCCAACGAGCAUGCAAGGGUGGAGGAGGAGAUGAAUGAGCUGGAUGCUGAGCGGGAUAUGGUUGAGCAGAUCGGCGUCAUGAUCUCACAGGCUAAGACCAGUCAAGCUCGAGCUGUGGCGAAGGAGCUGGAAACAAAGAAACUUCCUUUCAGCAGUGAGCUUGCGGCCCUCACGUCGGGUCUUUACAGCUCCUUGAGUUCCAAGAAGGGGAGGCUGGAGACGAUCCUGCAGAAUCUGAUCAGCUACAUCGAUCACGAUCGUCAAGCGCUGCAAGAAGAGUUGGAGCAGGCAUGGGAGUGGAAGGUGGAGUCUGCCAAGAAGCUGCACGAGAAAGCAGCAGCUGUCAUGGAGGAUGAAGAGCUGGUGGUCCCUGGGCUGAGGGAACGCUACGAGGAAGCGAAGAAGGCGAGAGAUGCGGCAAGACUGAAGGUUGCGACGAGCAUGCUGAUCGAUCCUUCGGUCCGGCGGCUUCAAUCCUCCAUAGCCAAGGUCGAGCGAUGGGCUGAGGAUGCACGAAGAAAACUUUUAGUGUGCACCGACUCGCUGGGUUCCGGCUGGAGGAGUGCUGUCCUCGGAGAGCCCAAGACUAGGGAGGAGUGGGGUGAAGUCAAGCAUAUGUUGUAUAAGAAGGAUGGGCAAGAGCUCCAGGAGGCGCUAGAAAUCCUGUCGCGAGCUCCAGCAAAAGCGUCAGGUAGCGGAGUGCGGAUCGUUCCUUGA
Guillardia theta CCMP2712 is the source of this 2103-nucleotide messenger RNA. RefSeq lists its product as hypothetical. The coding region runs from base 1 to 2103 and encodes 700 amino acids. Lineage: Eukaryota; Cryptophyceae; Pyrenomonadales; Geminigeraceae. The transcript is spliced from 19 exons. The record is from RefSeq and is a predicted model, not a curated record.